Molecule: messenger RNA, 615 nt
Organism: Serendipita indica DSM 11827
Lineage: Eukaryota; Fungi; Basidiomycota; Agaricomycetes; Sebacinales; Serendipitaceae
Source: the annotation of a GenBank genome assembly
AUGUCAUCAUUGGCUUCCGCACGAUAUCUUCAAGGCCCUCAGGAUGCGGCGACUACAGAGUCGCCAAGAGGCCUGACGGCAGAACAAAAGGAAAUUCUUGAUGCUGCUAUACGAGUAGACCAAGCUGGUGAAGUGGCAGCAAACUGGAUAUACAAGGGUCAACUAGCGGUGCUUGGACGAGACCCAAAGGCUGGACCGCUCAUCCAGGAAAUGUGGGAUCAAGAGAAGAAGCACUUGGCGGUGAUGGACAAGUUGCAGCAGCAGCACGACGUACGGCCGACAAUUUUAACAGAGGUAGCAAAGAUUGCCGGAUAUGGACUAGGAUUUGCUACUGCUAUGAUGGGGAAAGAGGCCGCCAUGGCAUGCACAGAGGCAGUUGAGACGGUCAUUGGCGAGCACUACGAUGACCAAUUGCGGGAUUUGAAACAGAUUGAAGGCGUUCACAGUAGCAUUCCUUUGCUGCAGCAAGUGAUUACAGAAUUUAGGGACGACGAGCUCGAACAUCUUGAUACCGCUGUAGAGAAUCACUCACAGCGUGCACCACAUCAUGCUCUGUUGACUACAAUUGUCGAGGGGGGCUGCCAGAUUGCCAUACAGCUCUGCAAACGGUUCUGA